AUGGAAUUAAUAGCUAAAUUUGACCCAUUCCUUAAGGAACAUUUAAAUAAUUAUGGAAAUAAAGUUAGUGGAAAAUCUAAUUAUAUUUCAUCUCAUAUAAUUCGUGAGCUUAUAUCACUGAUGGCAGAUAAAGUUUUAAAUGUAAUUGUAGAAGAAAUAAAAAAUGCUAAAUAUUUUGGCCUUAUUGUAGACUCAACGCCAGAUGUGACACAUAUAGACCAACUAGCUAUAGUUUUACGUCAUGUAAAAUCUGAUGGCCAAGCCAUUGAACGUUUUAUAAAAUUUAUAGAUAUUUAUAGUCAUAAUGCUGAAUACUUAACAUCAACUGUUAUUGAAACAAUAAAACAAUUAGGUUUAAAUAUUGAGAACUGUGUUGGCCAGCCAUACGAUAAUGCCAGUAAUAUGGCUGGAAAGUAUACGGGAUUACAAGCGCGAAUAAAAAAGAUAGCUCCAGCUGCUGAAUAUUUGCCGUGCGCAGCACAUUCAAUAAAUUUAUUAGAUGUUCGUGCUGUUGAAAGUUGUAAUAAUGCAGUUAAAUACUUCAGUAUUAUUCAAACAUUUUUUUUCUAUAUCAACUCAUCGUUGGGAUAG
Messenger RNA from Sipha flava (yellow sugarcane aphid), 591 nucleotides. RefSeq names its product zinc finger MYM-type protein 1-like. NCBI's taxonomy places the organism in Eukaryota, Metazoa, Arthropoda, Insecta, Hemiptera, Aphididae. The record is from RefSeq and is a predicted model, not a curated record. Bases 1 to 591 code for a protein of 196 amino acids. The transcript has a single exon.